GCUUCUUCUUGGGGCGGAGCUGGUUGGUGUGACCGCACUUCUUCUUGCGGCAGUUGGUGGCACGAGGGGGGAGACGAGCCUGUUGGUGCGGGGGAGGGGUCAUGUCAGCAAACAAGGGUGCGCGCUGGAGAAGGCGAUACACAGCGGGACGGAACGUACGUAGCACUUGCGGCAGAUGGACUUCUCGCAGUUGUACUUGGAGGCGAGGGCCUUGAGGGAGGGCUCGAUGAUACCACCACGCAGACGGAGGACGAGGUGAAGGGUGGACUCCUAUAGAUCCAGCAAGCAGAAGGGUUAGCCAAGAUGAUUUCCUCCACAGGCACACGCAUAUCAGGUCGUUUGUAGUUUCGCAGCACUGGGUUUCUUUCUCAUCCCCGCAUUCGUCAUCUUGUCACACGGCCACUGGCGAUGAUGCGGAAGCAACUAGAUCCCAACAAGCCCGAUACCGGAUCAAGCCCAUCAUCAAGCAAGCACAACCACAGGCGACCAUGUCGGACAAGACCAGCCGAUGCCUUCCAUACCACACGAGUCCCCGAAAGAACCUCAACCCAUCCGAAAGACCCGAAACCCAGGCGAAGCGAAACAAGCGUUUUGGACCGAAGUGCCAGAGAAAUGGAUUCCGGAAAGAGUCGUUCAUACCUUCUGGAUGUUGUAGUCGCUCAGGGUGCGGCCAUCCUCGAGCUGCUUACCAGCGAAGAUAAGACGCUGCUGAUCCGGGGGGAUACCCUCCUUAUCCUGGAUCUUGGUCUUGACGUUGUCGAUGGUGUCGCUCGACUCGACAUCGAGGGUAAUGGUCUUACCCGUGAGGGUCUUGACGAAACUAUAUUAUUCGAAAAAGCAUCACUGGUCAGCGACUGAUUUUGUCCUCUUCUGUUCGUCCCUCAUAUCGUGUUUUGUUGUCUAUUGAUUCCUUCUAUUCCUCUUGUUCCUUCGAUAUUGUAUUGCGUUGCAUGACGUGGGAGUAUUCGGGCGAUUUCAUCCAAAAGACUUGUGGAGAGGAAGAACCUACAUCUGCAUGGCUGCGGUUUUCGUUGUUGCUGGCUGACG
This is a messenger RNA of Aspergillus homomorphus CBS 101889, 1047 nucleotides long. RefSeq lists its product as uncharacterized. The transcript is spliced from 2 exons. NCBI's taxonomy places the organism in Eukaryota, Fungi, Ascomycota, Eurotiomycetes, Eurotiales, Aspergillaceae. The coding region runs from base 409 to 858 and encodes 149 amino acids. The record is from RefSeq and is a predicted model, not a curated record.